ACGUGUGCGCCCCGGAAGCGGAAGCGAGAACCUGUUUCCGGGCGGCUGAUUCGAGGACUUGUUUUGUACCAAGCGGCGCCCCUGGAGAACUGUAGCGGGGCAGGCCAUGCCUUCCGAGGGUCGCUGCUGGGAGACCCUGCAGGCGCUGCGCAGGUCUGACAAAGGUCACCUUUGCUACCACCGCGAUUGGCUGCUGCGGGGCGAGGAUGUUUUAGAAGAAUGUAUGUCUCUUCCCAAGCUGUCUUCUUACUCUGGAUGGGUAGUAGAUCAUGUCCUACCCCAUAUGCAAGAGAACCCACCUCCCUCUGAGACUUCAACAUCCCCUAGAUCUACUUCAGCCCUCGACCAACCUUCAUUUGUUCCCAGAUCUCCUGUCAGAGACCCUGCCUUCUCACCAGCCUCCUCAGCAACACCAAAUGGAACCAAGGACAAACAUGAGUCUCAGCAUACAGAACCUAUGGUACUUCAGUCCUCCCGGGGGAUCAAAGUGGAAGGCUGCAUCCGAAUGUAUGAGCUGCUGCACAGAAUGAAAGGAGCAGAGGGCUUGAGGCAGUGGCAGGAGGAGCAGGAGAGGAAGGUGCGGGCCCUCUCUGAGAUGGCAUCUGAACAGCUGAAGCGGUUCGAUGAACGGAAGGAACUGAAGCAUCAUAAAGAAUUCCAGGACUUACGGGAAGUGAUGGAGAAGAGCUCCAGAGAAGCCCUGGGGCAGCAAGAGAAGCUGAAAGCUGAACAUCACCACAGGGCGAAGAUUCUCAACCUGAAGCUGCGGGAGGCGCAGCAGCAGCGCCUGAAGCAAGCGGAGCAGGAGCGGCUCCGGAAGGAAGAAGGCCAGGUCCGCCUGCGGAACCUCUACGCCCUGCAGGAGGAGGUGCUGCACCUCAGCCAGCAGCUGGACUCCUCCGACCAGCACAGAGACCUGCCGAAGGUCGACCUGUCUGCCUUCCGGACCCGCGGCAACCAGCUGUGCGGCCUCAUCUCAGGGAUCAUCCGGGCCACUUCUGAGAACGGCUUUCCCACAGCAGAGGAGCAAGCUGUGGCUGAGAGAGCGCUGCAGGAAAUGCGGGACCUCCUUGUGGACUUGCAGCAGGAAAUCGCCAGGGCCUGUGAGGACAGGAGGAGGCAGGAUGAAGAGGCCCGCGUAAAGCGGCAGGAGUCACAGGUGCGGCAGGGGCCAGAGGUCCGCAAAGAGCCCCCAGCUUCCAGGCAGGGCCCAGGAGAGAAACUGAAUGAAGACCUCCAGGUGAAGGUGCAAGAUAGUACAAUGCAGUGGUACCAGCAGCUGCAGGAGGCCUCCCGUCAGUGUGUGUUGGCCUUUGAGGGACUGAGCAACAGCAAAGACAGUCAGGCCAAAAAGAUCAAGAUGGACCUCCAGAAGGCUGCCACCAUUCCAGUGAGCCAAAUCUCCACCAUUGCAGGCUCAAAGCUGAAGGAGAUCUUUGACAAAAUCCACAGCUUACUCUCUGGAAAACCCGUUCAGUCUGGUGGGCGCUCUGUGUCCGUCACACUUAACCCACAGGGCCUGGACUUUGUCCAGUACAAACUGGCAGAGAAAUUUGUGAAACAAGGGGAGGAGGAAGUGGCCUCCCAUCAUGAAGCAGCAUUCCCCAUCGCAGUCGUGGCAUCCGGGAUCUGGGAGCUCCACCCCAGAGUGGGGGACCUCAUCCUUGCUCAUCUGCACAAGAAGUGUCCUUACUCUGUUCCUUUCUAUCCAGCUUUCAAAGAGGGAAUGGCUUUGGAAGAUUAUCAGAGGAUGCUUGGCUACCAAGUGACGGAUUCCAGAGUAGAACAGCAAGACAACUUUCUAAAACGCAUGUCUGGGAUGAUCCGUCUCUACGCUGCCAUCAUCCAGCUCCGGUGGCCGUAUGGAAACCGACAAGAGAUUCACCCUCAUGGCUUAAAUCAUGGCUGGCGCUGGUUGGCACAGAUCUUAAACAUGGAGCCCCUGUCAGAUGUGACAGCCACCCUCCUCUUUGAUUUCCUGGAGGUGUGUGGGAAUGCCCUCAUGAAGCAGUACCAGCUCCAGUUCUGGAAGAUGAUACUUCUCAUCAAAGAGGACUACUUCCCCAGGAUUGAAGCCAUCACCAGCUCAGGACAGAUGGGUUCCUUCAUACGCCUCAAGCAGUUCUUGGAGAAAUGUUUGCAGCGCAAGGAGAUUCCUCUCCCCAAGGGCUUUCUGACUUCCUCCUUCUGGCGUUCCUGAUGUUACUCCAUCGCCCACCAUCACCAUUUUGUUGCAAAGGGACAAUAAUAAAGCAACUGAAGACAGCUGUAUUUGGGAGAAGUCAUGUCAAUAUGUGUUUUGUGUAUUUGUAUCUUGUGACUAGGAGAGCAGAUUUUCAUGGGUCACAAAUCUAAGAGGUCCUUUAGUAGAUAUGAUGACUCCUUAAAGGGGUCCGCAUGACAGAGUAAGCAGAAUUGACCUUUCUCAUUUCUGCAAAAAAUUUGAAAACAAAAUUAGGAGAAGAGUUUAGCACUUGA
Molecule: messenger RNA, 2478 nt
Organism: Balaenoptera musculus (blue whale)
Lineage: Eukaryota; Metazoa; Chordata; Mammalia; Artiodactyla; Balaenopteridae
Gene: GLE1
Product: GLE1 RNA export mediator
Exons: 16
Coding region: 107-2200 (697 amino acids)
Biological process (GO): regulation of translational initiation; regulation of translational termination; poly(A)+ mRNA export from nucleus
Cellular component (GO): cytoplasm; nuclear pore; nuclear pore cytoplasmic filaments
Molecular function (GO): inositol hexakisphosphate binding; phospholipid binding; translation initiation factor binding
Source: RefSeq, a predicted model, not a curated record